Molecule: messenger RNA, 1674 nt
Organism: Arvicola amphibius (Eurasian water vole)
Lineage: Eukaryota; Metazoa; Chordata; Mammalia; Rodentia; Cricetidae
Gene: Cpne6
Product: copine 6
Exons: 15
Coding region: 1-1674 (557 amino acids)
Biological process (GO): cellular response to calcium ion
Cellular component (GO): plasma membrane
Molecular function (GO): calcium-dependent phospholipid binding
Source: RefSeq, a predicted model, not a curated record
AUGUCGGACCCUGAGAUGGGAUGGGUGCCUGAGCCCCCAGCCAUGACCCUGGGGGCCUCGCGAGUGGAGCUGCGGGUGUCCUGCCACGGCCUCCUGGAUCGAGACACACUCACCAAGCCACAUCCCUGUGUGCUGCUCAAGCUCUACUCUGAUGAGCAGUGGGUAGAGGUGGAGCGUACAGAGGUGCUUCGCUCCUGCUCAAGCCCCGUCUUCUCCCGGGUGCUGGCCGUUGAAUACUUUUUUGAAGAGAAGCAGCCUUUGCAAUUCCAUGUGUUCGAUGCAGAGGAUGGAGCCACCAGCCCCAGCAGCGACACCUUCCUUGGCUCUACAGAGUGUACCUUGGGCCAGAUUGUGUCACAAACCAAGGUCACUAAACCAUUACUGCUGAAGAAUGGGAAGACUGCCGGCAAGUCUACAAUCACGAUCGUAGCCGAGGAGGUAUCCGGUACCAAUGACUAUGUGCAACUCACCUUCAGAGCCCACAAGCUGGACAACAAGGAUCUGUUCAGCAAGUCUGACCCUUUCAUGGAGAUCUAUAAGACCAAUGGAGACCAGAGUGACCAACUGGUCUGGAGGACUGAGGUGGUAAAAAACAACCUGAACCCCAGCUGGGAGCCAUUCCGCCUGUCCUUGCACUCUCUGUGCAGUUGCGACAUCCAUCGGCCUCUCAAGUUCCUGGUGUAUGACUAUGACUCCAGUGGGAAGCACGACUUCAUCGGCGAGUUCACCAGCACAUUCCAGGAAAUGCAGGAAGGAACAGCAAACCCUGGGCAGGAGAUGCAGUGGGAUUGUAUCAACCCCAAGUACCGGGACAAGAAGAAGAACUACAAGAGCUCAGGGAUGGUUGUUCUGGCUCAGUGCACAGUGGAAAAAGUGCAUACUUUCCUGGAUUACAUCAUGGGUGGCUGCCAGAUCAGCUUCACGGUGGCCAUCGACUUCACUGCCUCCAACGGGGACCCAAGGAGCAGCCAAUCCCUGCACUGCCUCAGCCCCCGACAGCCCAAUCACUACCUGCAGGCCCUGCGCACAGUGGGAGGCAUCUGCCAGGACUAUGACAGUGAUAAGCGGUUCCCAGCUUUCGGCUUUGGAGCUCGAAUUCCCCCAAACUUUGAGGUGUCCCAUGACUUUGCCAUCAACUUUGACCCAGAAAAUCCUGAAUGUGAAGAGAUCUCAGGGGUUAUUGCCUCCUACCGCCGUUGCUUGCCUCAGAUCCAGCUCUAUGGUCCUACCAACGUGGCCCCCAUCAUCAACCGCGUGGCUGAGCCAGCCCAGCGGGAGCAGAGCACUGGCCAAGCCACGAAGUACUCGGUACUGCUGGUGCUCACUGACGGUGUGGUGAGUGAUAUGGCAGAGACCCGAGCGGCCAUCGUGCGAGCCUCCCGCCUGCCCAUGUCCAUUAUUAUUGUGGGUGUGGGCAACGCUGACUUCUCUGACAUGAGGCUACUGGAUGGAGAUGAUGGUCCCCUGCGUUGCCCAAAAGGGGUACCUGCAGCCCGUGACAUCGUCCAGUUUGUGCCCUUCAGGGACUUCAAGGAUGCUGCUCCCUCUGCCCUGGCUAAGUGUGUCCUGGCAGAGGUACCACGGCAGGUGGUAGAGUACUAUGCCAGCCAAGGGAUCAGUCCAGGAGCUCCCAGACCCUCCACGCCAGCUGUGAGCCCCAGUCCCAGCCCGUGA